AUGCCUCCCCGGAUACCAACGCAAGCGGACUUCUCGCCCCUUUCGUCCACCCUCCCCCUGGCCCUGCACUUCCCCUCGCCGCCCGAAUCAACGACCGCCCUCCUCAUCCUCUUCCACGGCCUGGGCGACUCCGAGACGCCCUUUGCCAGCUUCGCCCGCAACCUCAACCUCCCCGGCGUGCUGGCCAUUUCCGUCCGCGGCACGCGCCCGCUCCCGCCGUCGCUCGUCGACGACUCGCCUCUGCCGGCGGGGCAUUUCCACUGGGGCGAUGACAUUGCGCUGGACCAGAGCACGGGGGAGCUGGACCCCGACCCGGGGUUCGCCAGGGCCGCCGGGCUGGUGGUGCGGGAGCUGAUUGAGGGCGUGCUUGUUGACAAGUGCGGCUGGGAGAUGGGCGACGUGCUGCUGUUUGGCUUCGGGCAGGGCGGCUCGUUGGCUUUGGGGAUGGCGGCGCAGCUGGCUGCCGAGCGUGUUGUGGACGUUUCUGCGUCCGGGGAAGGGGGGAGGGCGUUUAAGGGUGUUGUUUCGAUUGGCGGCGGCCUGCCUGGGAGUAUGGUGUCGGCGAGGCGUGACAGGGACAAGAGCGAUACGCACGUGUUGGCAUGCCAGGUCGAUGGGGAUAUGGAAGAUGGCAUCAGGCAAGAGUUUAAGAAUGUACAGGUCGUGAGGUGGGGAGGGGGCGAGGUACGAAUGCCGAGGGAUAGGGGGGAGGUUCUUCCCGUCAUGAGGUUUUUCGCGGACAGGCUUAAGAGCGGCUGGCCCUGA
Molecule: messenger RNA, 765 nt
Organism: Metarhizium brunneum ARSEF 3297
Lineage: Eukaryota; Fungi; Ascomycota; Sordariomycetes; Hypocreales; Clavicipitaceae
Biological process (GO): protein depalmitoylation
Cellular component (GO): cytoplasm
Molecular function (GO): palmitoyl-(protein) hydrolase activity; carboxylic ester hydrolase activity
Source: RefSeq, a predicted model, not a curated record